This is a messenger RNA of Apaloderma vittatum (bar-tailed trogon), 1888 nucleotides long. It is a transcript of the gene CBLL1, whose product is annotated as Cbl proto-oncogene-like 1, E3 ubiquitin protein ligase. Gene Ontology annotation, biological process: protein ubiquitination; regulation of cell adhesion. The annotation marks the transcript as partial. The record is from RefSeq and is a predicted model, not a curated record. Lineage: Eukaryota; Metazoa; Chordata; Aves; Trogoniformes; Trogonidae. The transcript is spliced from 5 exons. Gene Ontology annotation, molecular function: ubiquitin protein ligase activity.
ACAAUGAUUUGCAAGGAACAAAUAGUUCAGGAUCAUUGGGUGGUCUUGAUGUUCGUAGAAGAAUCCCUAUAAAGCUUAUCUCAAAACAGACCAAUAAAACCAAACCUGCUCCUCGAACUCCGAGAAAUAUGAACAGGAUGCCUUCAAAGACUGGUGAUGAAGAAGAAUUUGAUUUUAACAAGGAGGAGCGAUACGAAUGCAAAGGAGGUGAAAUGUUUGGCAGUCAAAGAAGGUUCCCUGGACCCAUCUUUUGGGACUAUAAGAUAAACUUGCUGGGGGAAAAGGAUGAUACACCGGUCCAUUUCUGUGAUAAGUGUGGAUUGCCCAUCAAAAUGUAUGGACGCAUGAUACCUUGCAAGCAUGUUUUCUGUUAUGACUGUGCUAUACUACAUGAGAAAAAGGGAGACAAGAUGUGUCCAGGCUGUAAUGAACCUGUGCAGCGAAUCGAGCAGUGUGUACGAGGGUCUCUCUUCAUGUGUAGCAUUGUUCAAGGGUGCAAGAGAACUUACCUGUCACAGAGGGACUUACAAGCUCACAUCAACCACCGUCAUAUGAGAGCUGGAAAGCCUGUUACUCGUCCUCCGAUCGAACCUGUGCAUCCUCCUAUUGCCCCGCCGCCUGCUGAAAUUCCUGAGCGUUUCAUAAUGCCGCCCGAGAAGCAUCAUAUGAGCCACAUUCCGCCAAAGCAGCACAUCAUGAUGCCACCACCUCCGUUACAGCACGUGCCACACGAGCAUUACAACCAGCCGCAUGAAGACAUUCGUGCGCCUCCUGCAGAGAUGUCCAUGGCUCCGCCGCCGCCUCGCCCAGUCAGUCAGGACACCUUCCGCAUUUCAACGAGAAAACACAGCAACUUAAUAACAGUCCCUAUUCAGGAUGAUUCGAAUUCAGGUGCUCGAGAACCGCCUCCGCCAGCCCCUGCACCUGCUCACCAUCAUCCUGAAUACCAGGGUCAACCGGUGGUAUCACACCCUCAUCAUAUUAUGCCUCCACAGCAACAUUAUGCGCCGCCCCCACCCCCACCUCCACCAAUAAGCCAUCCGCUGCAGCACCCUCCCCAGGCAGCAGGUACUCCUCACAUGGUUUAUAGCCAAGCUCCUCCACCACCAAUGACCUCUGCUCCUCCUCCAAUAACCCCGCCACCUGGACAUAUCAUUGCCCAGAUGCCGCCAUAUAUGAAUCAUCCUCCUCCAGGACCUCCCCCUCCUCAGCACGGAGGGCCCCCCGUAAAUGUAAAUGCGCCCCCUCCCCAUCACUAUAAUCCUAACUCUUUGCCGCAGUUCAGUGAAGAUCAAGGAACUCUCAGUCCCCCUUUCACACAACCUGGGGGCAUGAGUCCAGGGAUUUGGCCAGCUCCGAGGGGGCCACCUCCGCCUCCGAGGAUGCAAGGGCCUCCUGCUCAGGCUCCGCUUCCUGGACCACACCACCCUGAUCAAGCCAGAUACAGACCCUAUUACCAAUGAUACGAGCAGUUAUAUGAAUAGAGUGCUAUGAAGAGGAAUAAUCUAUAUACAACAGCCUUUUAAUUAAUUGUUUGGGGGUUAUUUUGUUGUGGCUUUUUUUAAAAUACUGUCAUUUUGACUGUAAGACAUUUUGGCGUUUGGAUCUUAAAUGAUUUUUAAGCCUUGACCGUAGGACUCUGACUUCAAAUACUCUGUAGUGCUAAAAUAAGUGGCUUAGUAGACCACAGUUGCAUUUUAACAGAACUUCUGUCUCUAGUGUGGCUAAGUUGUCCUAAGAUGAACACUUUUAAUGUUAUUUCCUGGAGAAAAUGAACACGUGUUGUACCAUUCUGAACAUUGUUUUGUUAAAUCCAGUGUUUAGUUUCACUUGUGAUACGUUUUUGUUAACCUGUGUACAAUAAUUAAAUUGAAAUAUGGUUGUAAAA